Molecule: messenger RNA, 1017 nt
Organism: Medioppia subpectinata
Lineage: Eukaryota; Metazoa; Arthropoda; Arachnida; Sarcoptiformes; Oppiidae
Source: the annotation of a GenBank genome assembly
AUGAAUGCCUUAAUACACAAAUCCAACUCAAAGACCAGCUCUUUCUCGGAGACGAACCAAUCGCUGGACUCUUCGCCACAUCUGUACCAAAGUGUGCAUCGGAUCCACUCAAGUGAAGAGCUGUUUGUUGUGAAAUACAAGCCAACCGGUGAGGAAUACGCGCUCAGACGGACCAAUUUAGAGACCGCUCACAGUCUCGAGUUUGUGGUCAACGAUAUUAAGUUGACAUGUCUUCUGAAGCACAAGAAUCUGUUGCCUAUUCUGUGCUCAUUCGUGAGCGGCUGUCAGUUGUGGACAAUCACUCCUUUGGCACACUUCGGGUCCGCCAGUGAUCUCUCCAAACCCAACGGUCUUUCAGAGUUGGCCAUCGCUUUCAUAGUACGGGACGUAUUGUCGGCUUUAGUAUAUCUUCACAAACGAGGAAUCAUUCACCGGUCGAUCCGCGGUUCUCAUAUCCUCGUGACGGCACCUAAUGGUCGGUGUCUUCUCUCAGGACUGAAGCACUCGACCAGUUGUAUGAUUGACGGCAAAUGGCAGACAGCUAUACACCACUACCCGACACAUCCCGAACCGAACCUCAAUUGGUUGGCGCCGGAAGUACUCGAGCAGAACCUCUUAGGAUAUAACGCAAAGUCCGAUAUCUAUAGUCUGGGCAUCACUUUAUGCGAGUUAUCCAACGGUUGUGUUCCCUUCCAAGACGUCGAGUUGACGGAAAUGCUUUUGGAUAAACUCACCGCUCAUUUCCCGCGACCACUGGACUCGACGUGUCCUGAGAUCAGUGACCUCUCGACUGAAGAAAUGAGUGAAGAGAUUAGACAUAAAUACGAGAUUUACAGAAACAGAACAUAUAGUCAAUGGUUUCAUAAGUUUACAAUAGAUCUCUGCCUCAACUUUGAUCCGUUGCUCAGUGUCCAAUCAUUGAAGAAUAACAUCAAUGGCGGCAGUUCUUCGUCAGACGAGAACUUAGUGAAACUCAAUGAUUAUGACGAGUCUCGCAAUGAUUGGAACUUUUCGUAA